UUACUGGCUGGCUUGACAACCUUCCUGUGGUUGCUGCGCUUCCUUAAUCCUCCCGACGAUCAACUUUAAAAACAUUUUUACUUUGCUUUCAGGUCUCUUCUUGUUGCAUAAAUGCCGAAACCUUCGUUCAAAGCUCCGACUUCCGUCAGCGUUCGUUGCUAGGCGAUGGACGGGCGGCAGAUCCAGGUGAGCGACGAAGAGCCCAAAGUCGUGCAAGAAGAGCCGCGGAGAAGGAGAAGAAAGAAGGCCAUCUCGUCGUCCUCCUACUCCUGCAUGGAUCAGAUCGCUGUGGAGUUCGUCCUGCCCACCGCGGUGCGGGGGGGGCACGGCCCCGACUCCCUGCAACUGGAGGUGGCUGGGAAUUGGACGGUGGAACAGGUGAAGGCUCAGGUGUGGCUGAAGGCCGUGACUCUGAACCUGUCUCCUGACUUCUACCAGAGGUUUUCUCCAGACCACUGCAUCCUGCUGUACCAGAAGAAAGGCAACGUGUGUGAGAUCUACGACAAGCACCAGGUGUUCCAGACGCUGGACUGCAUCCGAUACUGGAGAGCUCUGAAGAAGGAGGUGGGCCGGAUCCAGCUGGUGCCCCGCCCGCAGCCCUCGGACGAGUCCCUGCAGUACCAACGUUACCUCAACUACCUGAUCGCCUACGACGUGACCGACGUCAGCAACGUGCACGACGACGAGCUGGAGUUCACGCGCAGGAAGCUGCUGACGCCGCGGCGCAUCGAGCUGUCUGACCGCGACGCAAAACUCUACUCCAUGGACCCAUGGGUGACACGCAAGAUGCUGCCGGAGCGCCUGCUCAGCAAGGUCAGUAACGGUCACUUCCUGGUUGUGAUCCACAUCAGCACGGCCAGCCAGACCAUCAAAGUGUCCCUCGCUGACACGCCAGCGCAGGUGUUGCUGAGCUUCUUCGCCAAGACGGCGAAUAAGAGAGUCUUGCUGGGGCUUCCUGAGAGCUGGAGUGAGGCAGACUUUGUGCUCCGUGUGUGUGGGAGGGAGGAGUACCUGUACGGGGAGAAACCUCUGCAGGACUUCAACUGGGUCCGUCAUUGUCUGAAGAACGGGGAGGAGGUCCACCUGGUUCUGGAGACGCCCCCGGACACAGACCUGGACCUGGUUCAGAAGGAGGACUGGGCGCAGGUGGAUGACUGCACCGGAGUGGCAGGAACCCACGAGCAGCUGACCAUCGAUGAGAAGGACCACGAGCGAGUCUUCACCAUCUCCAUGUGGGACUGCAACCGGAGGUUCAGAGUGAAGGUGCUCGGGAUCGACAUCCCAUCCCUCCCCAAAAUCCCAGAGUUGAUCGUCUUCAUAGAAGCCAGCAUCUUCCACGGCCAGCAGCUCUUAGCUCAGGAGAGGACGUCCUCUAAGAGCUUCAGUGAAGAAGUCCUGUGGAACUGCUGGCUGGAGUUUAACAUUAAGAUCAGGGACCUGCCGAAGGGAGCGCGCCUGAACCUGCAGGUGGUCUGUGGGAAGCAGCCUCUCACGCCAAACUCCAGAGGAGCCUCGGCCUAUCAGGACGCAGCAGCAGGCAGCCAUGAUGGGAAGACCAAGAGUCGUCUCCUGUACUACGUCAACCUGCUGCUGGUCGACCACCGCUCCCUGCUGCGGCAGGGCGAGUUCAUCCUCCACAUGUGGAAAAUGCCCGAGAAGAGCGAGGAGAGCAGCAGCAGCAGCAUCAACGCAGACAAGCUCACCUCGGCCACCAACCCGGACAAGGCAUCCGCCAUGGCCGUCGCCAUCCUACUGGACAAGUACUGCUACCCCGUGGUGCUGCCCAAGAGCCGGGACGUGAGCCGGGUCGCGGGGGCCGGCGGUGAGGAGGCCGAGGGGGAGCGCGGUCAGAGAGAGAUGCCCAACCAUCUGAAGAAACAGUUUGCAGCCAUCGUGGACACCGACCCGCUGCACCCGCUCAGCCCAGAGGACAAAGAGCUGCUGUGGCACUUCAGGCACGAGUGUCUGCGUGACCCCAGGGCCUACCCGAAGCUCCUGGGCUCAGUCCGGUGGGGGAAGCAGGAAGAUGUCUUGGCUACACAUCGUCUGUUGGAGCGCAGCAGUGCGUGGGACAGCAGUGGUCUGGAUGUGGGUCUGGCCAUGCAGCUGCUGGACUGUCACUACUCAGACGCUCAGGUGCGCUCGAUGGCCGUCAGGAAGCUGGAGACUCUGGAGGAUGAUGAUGUGCUCAGAUACCUGCUGCAGCUCGUACAGGCAGUGAAGUUUGAGCCGUAUCAUGACAGCGCCCUGGUCAGGUUCCUGCUGAAGAGAGCUCUGAAGAGUAAGCGUAUCGGUCACUUCCUCUUCUGGUUCCUGCGCAGUGAGAUCGCUCAGUCCAUGCACUACCAGCAGAGGUACGCCGUGCUGCUGGAGGCCUACCUCCGAGGCUGUGGAGAAGAAAUGCUGCAGGACUUCAGGAAGCAGGUGGAGAUGACGGAGGCGCUGCAGAAAGUCACCCGGGAGAUGAAGGCCAUGUACGCUGAUAAGUACGACAUUACUGCACAAGUCGUGUUUCAGCUGCGUCAGAAGCUGGAGACUCUGCAGUCCACCGGCUCACCGCAGAGUUUCAGAGUUCCUUACGAUCCUGGACUGAGAGCUGGAGCCCUGCUGAUCGAGCAGUGUAAAGUGAUGGCGUCUAAGAAGAAGCCUCUGUGGCUGCAGUUCAAACGGGCUGACCCCACCACUCUGUCCAAAGACCCCAUCGGCAUCAUCUUCAAAGACGGCGAUGACCUCCGACAGGAUAUGCUCAUCCUGCAGAUUCUGCUCAUCAUGGAGUCCAUCUGGGAGACGGAGUCUCUGGAUCUGUGUCUGCUGCCGUACGGCUGCAUCUCCACUGGAAACAGAAUCGGUAUGAUUGAGAUUGUGAAGGACGCCACCACCAUCGCUAACAUCCAGCAGAGUGUGGUGGGGAGCACCGGAGCUUUCAAAGAUGAAAUCCUUCAUCAGUGGCUGCGGGACAAGUGUGUGAGCGAGGACAAGUUCCAGCAGGCAGUGGAGAAGUUCCUGCUCUCCUGUGGGGGCUACUGUGUGGCGACAUACGUGCUGGGCAUCGGGGACCGCCACAACGACAACAUCAUGAUCACUGAAUCUGGGAAUCUCUUCCACAUCGACUUCGGCCACAUCCUGGGGAACUACAAGAGCUUCAUGGGAAUCAGUAAGGAGUGGGUUCCCUUCGUGCUCACCCCAGACUUCCUGUAUGUCAUGGGGACAUCCGGAAAGAAAAGCAGCCCCCACUUCCAGAAGUUCCAGGACGUGUGUGUGAAGGCUUACCUCGCCCUGCGGCACCACACCAACCUGCUCAUCAUCCUCUUCUCCAUGAUGCUGAUGACCGGCAUGCCCCAUCUCACCAGUAAGGAGGAUAUCGAGUACAUCCGCGAGGCGCUGACGGUGGGCCGCAGCGAGGACGAGGCGCAGCGACACCUGCUGGACCAGAUCGAGAUCUGCAGAGAGAAGGGCUGGAUGGUGCAGAUUAACUGGUUUGUUCACCUGGUGCUGGGGAUCAAGCAGGGCGUGGAGAAACACUCCACUUAGGACUCGUGUUCCUCUUUCAUUUCAUCUACACACGUUUACAAGAAUAAAACAGCUCAUCUGCAAUCUGAAGAUGUAUUCAUGAAGAAUCAGAGAGCUGAUGAUGUGCCAUUCUGUAUGGAAGACUGUUGGUCCUUCCAUCCCAUAAUGAGCAGGAAGUGACACUGCUGGGAACAAACAUUCAGUCUUACGUCUUCCUCACACUAUGAACGGUUUCCUGUCGGCUUGAUCUAAAACAAUUGGCGAUAAAGAUUUAAUAAAGCCACACUUCCUGUUUCUACUCGUCUCAUUCAGAAACCUUGUUCUUCAUUUAACAACGUGUCGCUCUUUAAUGUUCCUGCUCACAACAUUUGCUUUUGAUUAUCAGAGAAAGAAAACGAUGUAAUAUUAUAUAUUUUAUUAUGGGAACUCAUUGUGAGGGAAUACUUGUUAAUGUCUUGAGAACCAAACGUGUAUUAAACAUUAAUCUGUUAAAGUCGA
This is a messenger RNA of Cottoperca gobio, 4008 nucleotides long. RefSeq names its product phosphatidylinositol-4,5-bisphosphate 3-kinase, catalytic subunit gamma (gene pik3cg). The coding region runs from base 166 to 3531 and encodes 1121 amino acids. Gene Ontology annotation, biological process: phosphatidylinositol 3-kinase/protein kinase B signal transduction; cell migration; phosphatidylinositol-3-phosphate biosynthetic process. The transcript is spliced from 24 exons. Gene Ontology annotation, molecular function: 1-phosphatidylinositol-4-phosphate 3-kinase activity; 1-phosphatidylinositol-3-kinase activity. The record is from RefSeq and is a predicted model, not a curated record. Gene Ontology annotation, cellular component: phosphatidylinositol 3-kinase complex, class IA; plasma membrane; phosphatidylinositol 3-kinase complex, class IB. NCBI's taxonomy places the organism in Eukaryota, Metazoa, Chordata, Actinopteri, Perciformes, Bovichtidae.